AUGGCACAGCGUGAUGCCGCUGGCAUGGCCGAGCUGCUCGAAGUGUGCUGCCUUUGGCACUCCACAUGGGCCACGCUGCAAACAUACAUUGGGGCUGGCGAUGCUCUCGAAAAGAUCGACGCCAUGUGGAAACAAGGGAUGCUUGACCAGGAGCUCAAGAUGCAUGUGAAAUCGCAAAGCGCCGACUUUGACUGCAAGAAGCUGUCCUUCGUCUUGGAGGCCAAGGGCGUCGUGCAGGACUAUGAGAUCGAGCGCGCCCAGGGCCGGAUCCAGUCAGCGUUCAAGCAGUCCUUGGUUGCGGGCUGGAACCUGUUCAAAACAAACCUGGAGUCGGACCAGGUGGCCCACCGCAGGCACUUGGUGGCAGCUUCUGGAGAUACCCAACGGGCCAGGGCAGGGGUGGUCAAUGCGUUGCAGGACUCGGGUUCUACCUCAAAAUGCGAUCAGUGCAUGUUAUUCAGCCAGGCAGAGGCGGAUGCGGACAACAGCGGGGCCCUGUCUGCCAAAAUGGAACCAUGGUUGCAGGCAACGUUGGCUGGCUUCAAUGGUGGCAUUCGCCGAGCCGACAAUGAGUGCAUCAUUGGGUUUGUCAACUUCCCGGUGGCUGGAGUUGUUUCCUCGUGGAAGCAACACUUUGCCUUGCAGCAGGUCACAUCGUUGUGCCACGCGUUCCCACGAACCUUUCUUGCUGUACUAGUCCUUCCAAACAGGGCCGGGGACUUGCGAUCCUCUGCAUCGAAGGCUGAGAAGGCGGAGGAGUCUGACGAAGGCAGAGAGGACAACGAGCAAGACGAGGAUGUCAAAGAAGAGAAAGGUGCGGAUGAUGAUGAGCCACUAGAUGCUGACAGCAUCUUGCGAGACUUUCACCACAAGCUGCAAUGUGCCUACAUGGAGAGGGAGCGCAACCUCAAGGUGAGGCUUGGGCAGGUCAUCUUCUCGCCAAGCAGCGUCUACGGCACUCGUUCAGCCUUCCAUCAAGUUCUGCUGGUCAUGGCGAACGAUCGCCAGAAUGUGUUCCAGAAGUCUUCUUUCUGGAAGACUCGGGUGGUGUCUGAUGUGGAGAUGCUGCCUCGGGCAUCCAUGGUCAAGCUCCCCAAAGGGGACACACGGUAUGGUUCAGAGGGUCGCUUUACCCGUGUUCAGGAGCUGAAGCAGGCCUGCGGUGGGACUUCGUUCUGCGGCUCCAUCUUCGAGGCCCUUCUCCCUCACAACGACUGCCCGACUUGCAUCCUGGACUUCCUUGGCUACGACUCGUGGCCCGCGACGUAUGCCAUGACGCAAGUGUCGCGAGGCCGCCGAUGGGCGGCGGGCAGCAUAGGCCACAGCAACUCGGAGACCACCCACUGCGCAAACUUGAUUGCGCAAAAGGUGUUCGGGCUUGCGCGGUCUGCGGCCCUGAAGGUCGCAGGGUUCCCUCGCUUUGAGGAGGCAAUCCAGGAAUUGCAGAGCCUCCAGACUGUGCAAACCCCAAGCUACGAGGUGACGGUCGCUCUUCCGGAUGGAACACUGGUGGUAAAGGACGCAGUUUUGGACCUUUGGCAGCGGAAGCACACGGACUUCGCCCAGGAAUGCUCAGCGCUGCUGGAGGACCAUGACAAGGAGUUCAACCCGAAACAUGUGCGGCGCGGUGGCAGCGAGGUGAACGACAACAGCACUUGCGAGCUGCCGAACAAGAAGCUUGUGACAGAGGGCACCCUUGACAAGGAAGAGUUUGAGAAGAACCGCGCUGACAGGUUGACCCUCUCCUGUGGAGCUGUGCAGCUGCAUUGGUGCCCCCAGACAUCCCAGCUCUUCAUCACCAGUGAGGCACAGCAUACUGCAGAGGCCGGCAUGGAGCUGUUCAGCUUCGGGUCAGGUGACUUCUUGUCUUCGACUGAAGCCUCUGAUGUGAUGUCUGAUACGACAUCCGGGGGCCGAUGGCUUGUGUAUGACCUUUUCGGAGAAGGCGACAAGCUUGUGCUACUUGAGAGUGAUGCAAAGCUGCCCCAACACCUGCAGAGCCUGGACGUCUUCAACAAAGUUCUUUGA
Effrenium voratum is the source of this 2028-nucleotide messenger RNA. The record is from the annotation of a GenBank genome assembly. Lineage: Eukaryota; Dinophyceae; Suessiales; Symbiodiniaceae.